GGUGAAGAGAGGAGAGAAGCAACAGCAAAUUAUGAUAUGAGAGUAGUGAUGACAUGAAAAAGUGAAGAGACAGAGGCACAGAGACCAGAGAUGAUCAGCUCAAAUAUGCCCCAAGCCACCCCCACCACCUUUUCCUUGUAUCUUCCUCUUCAAUCACUCUAUUUAACCACUCUCUCUCUCUCUCUCUCUCUCUCCACCUCAUGCUUAUCUCUGUUCUCUUCCCUUCCCACUUUAACUCCCCCAAGCCUCCUCCUCUUUUCCCGCUCUCUCUCUCUCUCUCUCUCUCUCUCUAUUCAUUCAUAUCCUUCGCUCACUUCCUGCAAUUAAUUCAUCCCUCUCAUUCCAAGAAAUGGAAAUCCCUCCUCCUUCUGACUCCAUUGAAUUGCCUCCCGGAUUCAGAUUCCACCCCACCGAUGAAGAGCUCAUCCUCCACUACCUCUCUCCCAAGGCUCUCGACCCCUCCUUCUCCGCUGCCCCCAUCGCCCACGCCGAUUUCAACUCCUCCGACCCUUGGGAUCUUCCCUCCACCCUCAACAUGCCUCACAAACACUCCUACUUUUUCUUCCUCCGCGACCGCAAAUACCCCACUGGUUCUAGAACAAACAGGGCCACCCCCGCCGGCUACUGGAAGGCCACCGGCAAAGACAAGCAGAUCUUCAAAGCUAAGGCUCUUCUUGGGAUGAAGAAAACUCUGGUUUUCUACCGAGGCAGAGCCCCCAAAGGUGAAAAAACCUCCUGGGUCAUGCAUGAAUAUAGACUCCACCGCUCCAAUGUCCUCCCCGCCAAGAAUGAGUGGGUUCUGUGCAGAGUAUUUCAGAAGACUGAUGGGCUGAUGAAGAAGGUGAUGAUGAUGGAGAUUGGAGGCGCUGCCGCUCCUUCUGAAUUGCCUCCGUUAAUGGACGCCUCGCCGAAUCGAACAGAGUUUGGGGAAUCAUCUCACGUGACCUGCUUCUCCGACGACAUAGUGGAUAGCCUGGAGACGCCAUUAAUAUUCUUGGGCUCUUCGUCCUGUUCUUCAGACCAGUCCGCGCCAUUAAUGGCGCCCCUAGUAGGGAAUUCGAAUUCGUCGCUGUUCCCAAACAGCUUUCUGGGAGAAGAUCAGCAGGUGAUGAUGAGGAUGACGACGGCGGUGGAAAACAAUGGAUGGAGAGACUUGGGUGGAGAUAUAUCAUCUGUGAGAUACAACGGCAAUGGAAAUGGGAUGGUCCAGAGAUCGUUUCAGAAUCAACAAUACUCGUCAUCAGCUUCUGCUGCUGGGGCCCUGAACAUUGGUUGCCUCUUGGAUUACUCCACUUAGAGAACUCAACGGCGUUUUGGAGCAUCGUUAAAAAAGAAAAAUGAUUGGCGUACAUAAAUUGCCUGCGACUGCAUCACAUAUCUAUAUAUAUAUAUAUAUAUAUAUAUUAUAAAAGGUUAUGUAAAGGGUUGGAAAUGCAUGCAUAUUACUAGGAAUUAGAAAUUGAACUUGUUGAUCUUAAAUUUGUGGUUGCCUAUAUAUAGCAGUGAAUGUAUAAAUAUAUAAUUUGUUGGUUGCCGUCUUAUGAUUAA
Messenger RNA from Prosopis cineraria, 1548 nucleotides. RefSeq names its product NAC domain-containing protein 92-like. The transcript has 2 exons. Gene Ontology annotation, molecular function: DNA binding. The record is from RefSeq and is a predicted model, not a curated record. Bases 350 to 1297 code for a protein of 315 amino acids. Gene Ontology annotation, biological process: regulation of DNA-templated transcription. Lineage: Eukaryota; Viridiplantae; Streptophyta; Magnoliopsida; Fabales; Fabaceae.